Rotaria socialis is the source of this 1413-nucleotide messenger RNA. The record is from the annotation of a GenBank genome assembly. NCBI's taxonomy places the organism in Eukaryota, Metazoa, Rotifera, Eurotatoria, Philodinida, Philodinidae.
AUGUCAGCGACCACGCUAUCCCAAAACACACAUUACAUACAUUUUAUCUUGCCAUUGAUUAAAAUAUAUUAUAAACUUGAUACGUUAUUGGCCAGCAUAUCAACAACAAAUAAUAAUGAACAACAGCUUAUUUUUAUUGCGGUUGAACACAACAAUCGAAAACGGCAUUUUUUAAGUGUUACUUUCGAUGAAUUAUCAAAAUUAUUGCACUGUUUAGAACCACCUAAACUCACAUUAUAUGAGAUUUUAUGUCGAAAUAAGUCCUGUAAAUUAUAUUUCGAUGUUGACGUAUAUAUAGAAAACACUUUUUUAAUAAACAUCCAAGAAUCUCUAUCAACCUUACAAAAUCUAUUUCAUUAUAUUAUUUCAAAUUGUACUGAUUCAAUCACAUAUCAUUCAGCAUCAAUUGCGGAUCAUUUUCUUGUCUUAUCUGCAUCAACAGAAUUAAAACAUAGCUACCAUUUGAUUUAUACAAACACAAUCGUACGAUUUGACUCACAACAAACCGUCCUUAAAUUCAUUUUGACAAUAUUGCAGUAUUGCACACAUUUCAUACUAUCACAUUCAUGUCACCAACAUUUUUUACAAUCAAUUAGUAUACAUCACGAAAAUAAUCCGAAUAAUUGGCUUAAACAUCUGCAAACGAUUUUAACUAAUACCAAUUUCUGUAAUUGUGUAAUACCUGCAACUAAUAUAACUUGCAAUAACUUUCAAAAGCUUUUAUUCAAAAAUUCGAAUGGAUUUUACCAAUGGAUCUUUGAUCUUCAUGUUUAUAACAAAAAUCAACAAUUCAGAUUAUACAAAGUGACAAAAUUUGGAAAACAUAAUCCUUUACUAACAACAUCUAGCGUCUCAUUCAAUGGCCAGAAUGAACGAAAGAAUGAAAUGUUAAUUGAUAAGACUAUAAAUUAUGAUUCUAUUCUUAGCCAUGCAUUAAUAUCUUAUACAGUAAAUAAUACAAAUCUACUGAUCUUCUCAUUUAAUGAGAAUAAAUGGUCGUUGCUUGACCAACAUGAAAAUCGUAUCGUUGACUUGACUACUAAAACUUAUUUUACAACAUUAAUUAUAUCAAAAACAUCGCCAAACGAGACUAAUGCACUAAAACGAAUACCGCCAACAAAUACCACUGACUUAGCCAACAACACAGAUCAUUUCAAAAGUUUUAUAACAAACUUAAUCACAAAAAUAUAUCAUACAAACGCUUACAUAAGAUCAUGCCAACGAGGAACAAACAAUCCUUCCUUACUGUUCUACAACAUUGGUGGAGAAUUUCGUUUUUGUGAACGGUUGCAACGCCAUCAUCAAUCGAACAACACUUGUAUUAUAGUUGACACUUCUACGUGUAAAUAUCAGAUUAAAUGUAAAGAUCCAGAUUGUAAAAACUUUAAACCACCAUGGAAACAUAUUUCUUAA